Messenger RNA from Athene cunicularia (burrowing owl), 2333 nucleotides. It is a transcript of the gene UBQLN1, whose product is annotated as ubiquilin 1. The transcript has 11 exons. Bases 1 to 1755 code for a protein of 584 amino acids. Gene Ontology annotation, molecular function: polyubiquitin modification-dependent protein binding. Lineage: Eukaryota; Metazoa; Chordata; Aves; Strigiformes; Strigidae. The record is from RefSeq and is a predicted model, not a curated record. Gene Ontology annotation, cellular component: cytosol. Gene Ontology annotation, biological process: ubiquitin-dependent protein catabolic process.
AUGUCGGAGAGCGCGGAGGGUCCCGCGGGGGGUCGCAGCCCCCCAGACUCCCCCACCCGGGGCUCCGCCGCCGAGCCGCGGAUCAUCAAAGUCACUGUGAAGACUCCCAAAGAGAAAGAGGAGUUUGCCGUGUCUGAAACAAGCAGCAUCCGGCAGUUCAAGGAAGAAAUCUCUAAGCGUUUCAAGUCACACACUGAUCAGCUUGUGUUGAUAUUUGCUGGAAAAAUUUUAAAAGAUCAAGAUACUUUGACUCAGCAUGGAAUUCACGAUGGACUCACUGUUCACCUGGUUAUCAAAACACAAAACAGAUCACAAGACCACCCAGCUCAACAAGCAAACACCACUGGGAGUACUGCUACCACAUCAACAUCAAACAUUAGUACCUCAACACCAGCUUCAACGAAUAGUAACCCUUUUGGCUUUGGUGGCCUUGGAGGUUUGGCUGGUCUGAGUAGCUUGGGCCUAAAUACAUCAAACUUUUCAGAGUUGCAAAGUCAGAUGCAACGACAACUGAUGUCCAACCCAGAAAUGAUGGUUCAGAUAAUGGAAAAUCCAUUUGUUCAGAGCAUGCUUUCAAAUCCUGACCUGAUGAGGCAGUUAAUUAUGGCUAACCCUCAAAUGCAGCAACUGAUACAGAGAAAUCCAGAAAUCAGUCACAUGCUGAAUAAUCCAGAUAUAAUGAGACAGACACUAGAACUUGCUAGAAACCCAGCAAUGAUGCAGGAAAUGAUGCGAAACCAAGACCGAGCCUUGAGCAAUCUUGAAAGUAUACCAGGUGGAUACAAUGCCUUGCGACGUAUGUACACGGAUAUUCAGGAGCCAAUGCUGAAUGCAGCACAGGAACAGUUUGGAGGUAACCCAUUUGCUUCUUUAGUAAGCAAUGCAUCAACAGGAGGGGACAGUCAGCCAUCUCGUACAGAAAAUAGAGAUCCUCUACCAAAUCCCUGGGCUCCUCAGUCCAGCUCGCCAACUUCCACAAGUACCAGCACAAGUGGUGAGAGUGGUGGCAGUAGUAGUGCUGGAAAUAGCACCUCUGGCAAUACAGGACAGAGUUCAACUGUACCAAAUGUGGGAACUGGACUAGGAGCUGGUAUGUUCAACACACCAGGAAUGCAGAGCUUAUUACAGCAGAUAACAGAAAACCCACAGCUUAUGCAGAAUAUGUUGUCUGCACCGUAUAUGAGGAGCAUGAUGCAGUCAUUAAGCCAAAAUCCUGAUCUUGCAGUACAGAUGAUGUUGAAUAAUCCUUUAUUUGCUGGAAAUCCUCAACUUCAGGAACAGAUGAGGCAACAGCUUCCAACUUUCCUUCAGCAAAUGCAGAAUCCUGACACGUUAUCAGCUAUGUCAAAUCCUAGAGCAAUGCAGGCUUUGCUACAGAUUCAGCAGGGCUUGCAGACACUAGCAACGGAAGCACCUGGGCUUAUACCAGGAUUUAAUCCUGGUUUAGGUGGAUUGGGAAGCACUGGAGCUUCUACAGGGUCCACUGUACCUAGUUCUGUUCCCAGUGAAAAUACAAAUCCAGCAUCAGGAGCUGCUGAACCUGGUCACCAGCAGUUUGUCCAGCAAAUGUUGCAGGCACUUGCUGGUGCGAAUGCUCAGCAGUUACAAAAUCCAGAAGUUCGAUUUCAGCAACAACUGGAGCAGCUGAGUGCAAUGGGAUUUCUGAACCGUGAAGCAAACUUACAAGCGCUAAUAGCAACAGGAGGAGACAUCAAUGCAGCUAUUGAAAGGCUGCUUGGCUCUCAGCCUUCAUAGCAGUGUUUCUUUAACUUGAAAAAAUGUAAUUUAUUUUUGAUAACAGCUCUUAAAUCUUUAAAAUAUUUGCUUUAUUUCAUUCUGACUCCUGGGAUUGUCUUGUAACUAAAAUUGGUCUGAUGAAUUUUAAGGUGGAGUGCAGUAGUUUUCUUCAAACAGCGGGAAUCAAUUAAUUUUCAUUCUGUUGCAUGCAUCACACUACUUUUGUUCUGCAUUAUUUGUGAUUUUUCUGAACAGUAUCAGCUUUCACAGGUGGGUUAACAGGGUUUUUUUCUGACCUACAACUGUACAAUUUAUUUACUACUUAAACAUUAGCUUUUAGUAGUAAUUUAUGUAGAAUACAAAUUAAAAAGGAAACAAAUUAAUUGAAGCUACAAUUUGUGGGUACCAAUACUGCUUAUUGUGAUUUUGGCAUGUAUUUUUUUGCUAGCAAAAUGCUGAAGGAUUUAUACCACUUGAGUAAUCCACCAUUUUUGCUUUAAUUUGUAUAAACACAAUAUAUACAGUGGAGAGAGCUCAUUUAUAGAGACUUACACAUUGCAAUAGAAUGAGAUAAGUAAUGCAAAAAAGCCAGGGGG